UGCACAAUAUGUGUGUGGAUUUUGUAAUGCCUUUUUUGGUUUGAGGAGCGUGUUGUUUCCGCGUCUUCUAAGAAGAAUCCUAAGUAUUCAUUGUGUUGUUGUCAAGGAAAUGUUGUCUUGCCUUUUAUGAAAGAACCGCCCUCAUUCUUAUCUGAAUUGAUCCACGGUUUCGAUGAACGUUGCAAACAUUUCAUUGAAAACGUGAGAUCAUACAACAGUAUGUUUUCAUUCACUUCGAUGGGUGGUAAAGUUACACAAAAUGUCAAUAAAGGAAAGUCUCCGUCAAUUUUUAAACUUCAUGGGCAGAAUUAUCACCUGAUCGGUAGCCUGUUGCCUCCACCCGAAUCAAAGCCUAACUUCGCCCAAUUGUGAAUUUAUGACACGGAAAAUGAAGUUCAGAAUAGAGUUUCAGCCGUUGGUGAUGAUACUAGGACAAGGAAGUUACAUGAAAGUAUAGUUGUUGGGUUGACUGAGAUGCUGAACGAAAAUAAUGUGUUGGUAAAAUCCUUUCGGCUUGCUAAAGAGAAAAUAGAUGCGGAUAAUGCACCGAAUGUGAGGCUGAGGCUAAUUGGGAAGCGUUACGGGGAUGCGAGAACAUAUAAUUUACUGUCUGUUUCUGAGGUCGCAGCUUUGACCGUUGGAUAUUUUGAUGAAUCUAUGGGUGAGAGAGAGAUAUUGGUUGAAACACAGUCAGGUGCGCUUCAAUGAAUAAAUGAACUAAACCUGGCAUAUUUUGCGCUGCAAUAUCCAUUAUUGUUCCCUUAUGGGGAUGAUAGUUACCGUGAGGAUACGCCGUUGUCCAGGGGUGGUAACAUUGUUGGAGGUGGCAGAAAAAGAGUGAGCGUUAGGGAGUUUCUUGCGUUUCGGAUUCAAGAACGCCGUGACAAUCAUUCAUCAAUCUUGAGGACAAAAAGGCUUUUUCAGCAAUUCAUUGUUGACGGUUAUACCUUGGUUGAGGCCGCGCAAUUGAGGUUUGUUAGGACCCAUCAAAUGCAGCUUCGUUGUGAGAUGUAUAAGGGUUUGAGUGAUGCUUUUUUUACGUGGAGAAAAUGAUUCGCAUACACAGGGUAAGAGAAUCGUGUUGCCUCCUACUUUUACCGGAGGAGCACAUUAUAUAAUACAAAAUUAUCAGGAUGCAAUGGCCAUCUGCAGGUGGGCGGGUUAUCCAGAUUUAUUCAUAACCUUCACGUGCAAUCUAAGAUGGCCUGAGAUAGAUCGUUUUUUGCAUCCGAGGAAUUUGAAAGCGGAAGAUCAUCCUGAUAUAAUAAGUCGUGUUUUCAAGGUUAAGCUCGACGGUUUGAUUAGAGAUAUGCACAAAAAUAAAGCCUUUGGAAAUGUUCGAGGAGGUAUUGUCUCCAGUUAUUUCCUUAUUACAUUAGCCCAAUUUCAAUUUUAUUUUACAUCAUUUGUUUACUUUGCAGUUGUUUAUACAAUUGAGUUUCAUAAACUUGGAUUGCCUCAUGCUCAUAUUUUGAUGUGGUUAGCGAAC
This is a messenger RNA of Cuscuta europaea, 1489 nucleotides long. NCBI's taxonomy places the organism in Eukaryota, Viridiplantae, Streptophyta, Magnoliopsida, Solanales, Convolvulaceae. The record is from the annotation of a GenBank genome assembly.